GAACGUUUCUUGGGUCAUUUUAAGGGUGCAACAUGUUCAUCCAGACUGACAUAAAGAGGAUGUUGAUCUGAGAUGGCAGAGAGCAGGCAGAGAUGAGCUACACACACACACACACACACACACACACACACACACAGUGGCAUUCUGAUUCCACUGGCUGCAGCAGAGAAUGAGAGAGCGAGUGAACCUGGGAGGGGCCGUCUGAUGAAGAGAGGGGAGGGUGAGAGAAAGAGAAACAGCAGUGCACUAACGGAGAGAGCGAGGGAGGGGUGCAUGAAGAGCACAGAGCGUGAGAGAGUGAUCCAGCAGAGGCGUGCCACAGCACGGAGGACAGAGGGACUCCAGACUGGAUGGGCCCAGCGGUGCCUUGAUGGAGCAUGGGUCAGGUUUUAGGGUUCUCCCACUGCAAGGAAUUUGGAACAGUGAGCUCAACACCUGACUCCACGCCUCCCUGCUCAGACGGUGGAAAUGAGGAGUCCGACUUCCCAGAACUGCAGACAGCCAGGGAAUGGUCUGACGACGAUGAAGGGCUGGAGGAUGAUGACGCAUGUCUCAGCAGCUCUUCCGUGUGGGGCACACCGCGUCAGAACUCCUUUGAGCUCACCUUCUCCUACAUUGCCUUCUCCGAGAGCGACAGCUCAUCGCGGAGAGACUCGGGGCGCCGCAGGACCAGCGUGAGGGGCAGCCGUGGUUCACUGCUCCGCACGGACACUCUGGAGACCCAGGGACCUCCGGACUCCCCUGCUUUGGAGUGGGACCCUCAUGCCUUCUUGACUGUAGAAGGGGAGGGAGACCCGGAGGAGGAGAGCCUGCAGUGGACUCUAGAGCCACAGACUCACAGGGUGGAGGAGUUUCAGGAUAAAGAUACAAGGACAUGGGAAGCAAUGGAGGAGAUCUCAGGCAUCCAAACACACAACUUAACAUGCAGUCAUCAAGAUGAGCAAAUAACAGUACCACAGCUUCAUGGAUCAGACCCUUCUGUUGCCACGGAAACCACCUCCACCCUGCAGAUGGAGGAGCCGUCACACACAACGCCUCCUGCCAUUGGACGAAACACUCAGGAAGAACAGCUCUGUAAGCAGUGCUACUCCACUCUCAACUCAACAGAGGGGCCAACGGUUUGCAUCCAGAUAGCAGUGAUGGACCUGAUCUACUGGAAGGAUAUGGAGCGGACGGGGAUGGUGCUCACAGGGCUGGUGGUGGGGCUGCUGUCCCUGUUCCAGCUGAGCAUCAUCUCCGUGGUGUCCACGCUCUCCCUGGCCAUCAUGUGCUUCACCAUCUCAGUCAGAAUCUACUACAAACUGCUGCAUGUGCUCCAGCUGGGAGAUGGAGUUCACCCUUUCCAGUCAUAUCUAGAGCUGGACAUCAGUUUAAGUGGGGAAGAGGCUCAGCACUACAUGCAGAAGGCCAUUGUGUUGUCCAGUUCGGCCGUAGACACACUGAGGAACCUCAUCUUUGUGGGCAACCUGUUCAACUCUCUCAAGUUCUUGUUGCUGAUGUAUCUGGUCACGUUCCUGGGAAACCUCUGCAAUGGCCUCACAUUGCUCAUCAUCGGUGUGAUUGCUGUCUUCUCUGUCCCUCUGUUUUACACAAGGCACCAGGACAAAGUGGACAGCUGCUUUACAGCAGUGCAAGCCCACAUUGACAACAUAAAGGACUUCCUUCUUCGCCUGACCCAGGGUGGCGGACCACCCCCGGACCCCACUCCCGAUGGAGCUAAACCCAAAGCCCAUUGAGACGCCUCACAGAGGAGGAGGAGCUACACGCUGUCACUCAAAAUUGUCUUAAUUAGCAGUUUGUGCUCAGAGUCCCGCCUCUGUAGCAGUGGGGGAGGGGCUAAUGACACACGGCCGUAUAUAGGAUGAGAUACGGAUUUAAGGGAGGACCAUGCAAAGAACAAUCUUGGGUGAAAAUCAAAGGCUUUGGAAUUCUGUGAAGUUAGAGACACGUUUUCAUUUCCACAUUUCAGUAUCAGUAUGAGUGUAUGAAUGAAACACAGACCACUAGGAUACUUGAAGCACCUGUACAAUAACAGCCCCUUGAGAGUUAUCUGAUAAACCUGGAUGACUUCAGUGAAGUAAAAGCAGUGAGGGCUUUCUGAAUCCAGACUGACUGCAGUUCGCCUGCCAGAAAUAGAAUGCAGGACCAGUUUCCAAAUGGUGUUUUACUUAUGACAGUCUCCAAAUAUCUCAUUGUUUUGGUGUGUGUGUGUGUGUGCGUGGGCAGCUUAAGCCUGUUAAAAUACCUAAGAGCUAUUAAAACCACAAUGUUAUUUUCUUUUCCAA
Cyprinus carpio (common carp) is the source of this 2285-nucleotide messenger RNA. RefSeq names its product reticulon-2-like. The record is from RefSeq and is a predicted model, not a curated record. NCBI's taxonomy places the organism in Eukaryota, Metazoa, Chordata, Actinopteri, Cypriniformes, Cyprinidae.